CAGCAGCUGUACUCGAUGUGUAAGAGCAUGCAGACUCGAGUGGUGGAGCUCAUCCCCCAGCUGCUGGAUGAAGGCUUUAUUGAGGAGCUGUUAGUGGUCAACGAUGACCUCAACAACGCCUUCAUCCGCUAUGAGAGGUUUGACAGACUGAACAAGGCACAAAUUCCAAAUACUCAACAGAGCUCUACCACGAGCCCGAGCCUCAUUGACCUCAGCCCCGAGUCUUCAACGCUCAACCAACCUGCCGUCAUCACAACAACCAGCCAACCAGCAGUCAGCACUCAAGCCAAUCAGCAACAAUCAGCCAACCGCAAAGAGGAGGAAGAGUUUGACAUGUUUGCCCAGACGAGAGGCAGCUCCCUGGCUGAGCAGAGGAAAAGUGUCAGGUACGAGGACCCUGGAGCUGUAGAGGGCCUUGCUGGAGCUCUGGAUACCAGGUUGCAGGUCACAGGAGGGAUGCCUACAACGAAAAACUCUCAGCAGAAUGAUGUUGACAAGUGGUUAUCGUGUGAUAUGCAAGACCAGUCUUCAGUUAGCGAGGGAGUGUCCAGUGAAGAUUUUGAUAAGUUUCUGGAAGAUCGGGCGAAGGCGUCAGACCAAAGCAGCCAGGCAGUUCGCAGCGUGCCGCCCUCCACGUCCAGACCGCCGCCACAAUCUACCCGGCAACAGGACAGAUCACAUGACCAACUUUUUUCACUUUGAGUUUGUGGACAAACGAGAGACGUGGGUGGAUGUAAAAGUCGACAUAUACACGCCAGCAUAUUAAAAUCUACCUACAAUCACACACAUACUGUGUUGAAGGGAGACUUUGUUGGGUUUUUUUUUUAACCUGGACCCUAUUUUUUCAUGUUUUUGUGUCUAAGUGACUGAUAGAAACAACAAUUUUUGAAACUGGUAAUAACCGCCACGGGCAGUUUUGCACAAUCAAUUAACAUCAAUUAAAAGUCCUAUUUUAAGUAACUUCCAUAUUCGAGUUCUUGCAAUAAAUUCUAGAUUACUUGAGUAUUUGCAAAGAAAUAAAAAUCUAUAAAGAGUAGGGAUGUAAAUUGGCUAAAAUUCAGAACCUAACAAGAAAAAUCAGCAAACUGUCGCUGCCACACAAGUUAAACGCAGCACUGAAGGACUGUCUCUGAGCCGCUCUCCUCUCUGUAGGUAUUAUAUUGCAGCCAGAUAUGCUCCUAAAGCUGCAGCGCUCUCUCUCAAUACUGGACGAACGUCAAAAAUUGCUGUCUUCAUUUGUCACUAAGACACAAAAACAUAACAUUAUAGCAUCCAGGUUCAAAAAUACUGAAGUUUCCGUUUAAGUCAGGUUUUUUUCUGAAAUCACACACACAAUACAACCUGACACUACAGAGCUGCUGCCUAAUCAACUCAUUGCAUAACUGCAGUAUUCCUUCAAUAAUUCCUGCUGUUUGUAAUCUUUAUGUAAGUAUAAAUAACUUUAUGCGACUGUAUUUAUGUAACGUAUUCUUAUAAUGUUCAUGUAAACAAAAAUAUAUUAGAGCAAGUGUUUACAGUUAAGUACAAAGUAAAAAAAAAUAUAUUUGAUAUAACGCCAUCAUGUGCCUUUGACCCAGACAGCUGAUUUUGUGUAGAGGAGAAUAAAAAGGGGUAAUUGUCCUGCAAACA
Molecule: messenger RNA, 1629 nt
Organism: Plectropomus leopardus (leopard coralgrouper)
Lineage: Eukaryota; Metazoa; Chordata; Actinopteri; Perciformes; Serranidae
Source: RefSeq, a predicted model, not a curated record